AUGCGGUUUCUCUGCUCGUUUCUCUACCUAUUUAAUUGUGUUCACGGCUUCAGAAUCGGAAGUAGUGACGUCGAAUUAGGGAUUAAUGAAGUUGAACAUGACGAAGAUAGCGUCAGGAGCUUCGAAGAUCAAAAUGAGAGCUUCAAAAGUCAAAAAGGCAAGUUUAGAAGUCUGAACGAUACCUCUCAAGAUGAAAAUAGUGGCUUCUUUAAUAUCUACAAGACCGAAUGUUUGAGUUACCAUGACGUCACGAAUGAAGAGGAUGAGAAGAAGAUUCAAGAAAGAUUGAAAAACGCCGCUAGAAGUCAUCUACAACAACAAUCGCACUUGAUCAAUAGAGAACACUUAUUAGAAUCCAUGGCCAAGAAUGGCAGACCAAGAGUUAAAAGGGACUUCGGAGUUCUUACUAGUCCAGUAGCCACAGCUGUAGUUACAGGAAUGAUUGGUAAGUCAAGAAAUAUUUUUGAUACUUUUUAUAUAACUAUAUUUCAAGAGAAUUCGUCUCACUUUAAGUAAUAUACGAUGACUUUAAUGUCAUUUUUAGCGCAAGACGACCUUUUCUGUUUUGUCAUAGGUUUUCAGUAAAACAUUACUUGAAAUAAAUCAAUGUCACUAGACCUGGAUAAAAAAUCAGUUUUUUAAAUCACAUUAUAAAAAAUGAGUUUAAAUUUCUUUAGGUAUGACAGCAAAGGUAGUGUCAGAUAUCACAACAUUUCGUGCAACUCCAUCUUCCGGAGGCUGUGAAUGGUUUGGCACAGCUCCAUUAUGUAACUAUGCCUGUCCUAGCGAUUAUGACUAUGUCAGAGGACAUAAUGGAAGAUGUUCCAACUUUUGGCUAGCCGAUACCUGCAAACCAGAUGAGAGUUUUGGAGGACCGUGCUCUACAAUCCUAGGAUCCUUUUUCAAAAAGAGGUUUUGUUGCAAGUAAGUAUGACUUGCCUUGUAGAAAACAUAGUUUAGGGUUAAUUUGGUGCCUGAAUAAGAAUUUUAAGUUGCACUUUACAAAAAAUCUGAAAAACUAAAAAAAACCCCGUUUAAACAUUAAAAAACUUAAAAAAGAAGUUGUUUUAGGUCUGAUCCAAACGACUGUACCUGGAGUGGUCGAUGGAUGGGAGCAAUGACUGCUCACAAUGCUUAUUGUCGAUACGACAACAAUAUUGGUAUCUGUGGUGCUCUUAAGUGUUCCAUUAACCACCAUGAAUUAAAGGUAUGUUAAUUAUACGUUACCUAUGUAAAAAAUUAUACUAUUGUACAUUGGUAACACAUUAUUUUACAUUUUAUAACUGUUCCUAAUCAAAAACAAUAAAUAAAAAAUUCGAUUAAAAAUUGAAUCGUGUAGAACGAAAUUCAAUUUGCAAAAUGAAACAAAAUAUUUAUGAAAAUAACUUAAUAUUCAAAUUAUUUUAGGCAAUAGACAGAACAGAAAUCACAGGAGAAAACUGUGAUCAGCUCACCUUGUUCAACAUGACAGGUAGUGCUACCUGUGGGUUUAUUGCCUGGAGCGAUUCGGAAGGAAACGCAAUUAACAGCUGGUACAAGACACGAUGA
This is a messenger RNA of Bursaphelenchus okinawaensis, 1548 nucleotides long. Lineage: Eukaryota; Metazoa; Nematoda; Chromadorea; Rhabditida; Aphelenchoididae. The record is from the annotation of a GenBank genome assembly.